Molecule: messenger RNA, 1328 nt
Organism: Alligator sinensis (Chinese alligator)
Lineage: Eukaryota; Metazoa; Chordata; Crocodylia; Alligatoridae
Gene: PRRT1
Product: proline rich transmembrane protein 1
Exons: 2
Source: RefSeq, a predicted model, not a curated record
UCAGCGCCCCAGGGCUAUGUGGUGCCCACCCACCCCUCUGUGGGGCCGCUGCCGCUGGGGGGCUACGUGCAGCCUGGCUACCCCCUGCAGCUGCAGCCCUGCACCGCCUACCUGCCCGUCUACCCUGUUGGCACGAGCCUGAGAAUAGGGGGGUGGAGCUGGCACUUGGGGGGCAUCGUGUCAGCCGAGAUUGCAUCGCGGGAGGCGCGGAACUUCUCCUUCAUCAGCCUGGCCGUGGGCAUUGCCGCCAUGGUGCUCUGCACCAUCCUCACUGUCGUCAUCAUCAUCGCUGCCCAGCACCACGACCACGACUGGGACCCCUAGCCCCACCCCUGGGCCCCAGGCCCUGCCCCCAUCCCUGCAGUGCCACGCCCUGCCGGCCUAGGCCACUCCCGCUACCCACAAUCCUUUGCGCCUCCCCUGUGGCUGCUCGACCCUCCUCCCUCGGCAGGAGGCGGCCUAUGAUGCCUUGUGCCGGCCUGCUCCGAGCUCCGCCCUCUGCCUCAGGCCACACACCCCUCUCCGGCAAUGCCAGGCUAGGCCCCGCCCCUCUCUAGGGCUCUCUGGGGCGGCGACCCAUGACCCUUUGCCCCAGCAUGGGCUCCGCCUCUCUGUGCGGAAGCUACACCCACCUGGACCUUAAGCCCCACCUCCUUUACCCUGUCCCGAUGCCCUGGGCCUUGACCCCUCUCCACUUUUGGAGUGGGGCUCCACCCUCUUGCUAGAAGGCCCAGCACCAUCUCUGGCGCCGCCUGGCCUGUGUGAUCUCCAGUGCCAAACCCCACUCCUUUGAUGUAAGCCCUGCCCCUCAGAACCCCCAUGCCAUGUCCAUCAACCAGCCACACCCCUUACCUGCAAGCCCCUCCCCCUAUUAGCCCCACCCCACCCACCUUGCCUGUCUACUGCCCCCUCCUCACCCCAGCUGGGCUGUGGGUCAGGAGUGAGGGGCACCAUAAGGGUUAGGGGGAGCUACAGGCUGGGAGUGAAGGGCACCAGCUGGGCUGGGGGGGGGUGGGGGGGGGGGUGCGGGUUGGGAGUGAGGGGCAUUGGCAGGGCUGGAGGGUGGUCAAUGUUGUCUGGUCCAUUGUAUCCUAGCCCCCCAAUUCUGCUCUCCCAGGAGUGCCCCCUUUCCCUUCCCCUUCCCCCCCACCCCACCCUUGGCCGUGUUGGUCUUUCUGUGACUGGUGGAAUUGAAAAAAAUCUUCUCUAUAUUAAUAAAAACACUUGGAUAUUUUGUGGCAGCUUCAUGGUCCCCACCACGGGGGGGCUGUGGGUUGGAAGUGAGCAGCACCAGUAGGGCUGGGGGUGGGGUGCAGGUUGGGAGUGAG